AGCUUGGGGGCGGAGCCGAAGCCUAGUCCGCUGCAGAGCUCUCCAGAGCUCCCGCCGCCGCGAUUCCGUCCCGGACCUGGGCCACCCACCGGGUGGUGGGUGCUCUUUGGCCCCGGGUUCUGCAAAGCCCUGAAGGCAAGACUAACUGGGUGCUGUUCACCCCGGGGCUGACUCGCUCCCUGCCCCCCACCAAGGCUCCGCUAUGGACGGCGAGAGCGAAGUGGAUUUUUCCAGCAACAACUUAACCCCGUUGUGGCGGAGGCGUUCAACCCCUCAGCCCCAGCUGCUGGGCCGGAGCAAGCCGAGGCCCCAGUCCUACCAGAGCCCGAGCGGAUUGCUGAUCACGGAUUUCCCGGUGGAGGACCGAGGGACGCUCCCUGCGGUGCAGACUCCGGCUCAGGUGCCCACCUCCUCCGACGGCAGGACAGUCCAGAGGAGCCCGCUGCUUCUUUGCGCCCAUCGGAGAGCGGUAACCAAUGGGAGGACCGUCUCCCCGGAGUGCAGGGCUGUCUCUCCUCGGCUUCGACGGCCCAAGUCACCCCAGGUACCCAAAGUGGCGUCGGGCGGAGCCCCCAAAUCCCCAGCGAAUGGCACGGUGACCUCGCCGGCGCCGCAGCAGCUGCACCCCCCGCACCCCCCGCGGACUCCUCAAGUACCCGCUCCCUGCAGCUCGGAAGACAGGGCCAGAUUCCCCGCCAGCCCCCUGCCUUCGUCUGCUGCAAAUGGGCUUACUCCUAAUAUCGCCUCUCCAGGCGCCCGUUCGCUGCCCGGCCAGAUGGCCAAGGACCCUGAGCGGACACCCUCGAGACUUUCUCCUGCUCCCCAGAAAAGGUACUUAGAACAAAAACUCCCCCUCCAAAGGCUGCCCUCACAGGAGAAUGAGCUCCCGGAGAAUCCUUCAGUGGUUUUGAGCACAAACAGCCCCGCCGCCCUCAAAGUGGGGAAACAUCAGAUCAUUCCGAAGAGCCUGGCCUCGGAAAUUAAAAUAAGUAAAUCUAACAAUCAGAAUGUGGAGCCCCACAAGAGACUGCUCAAGGUUCGCAGCAUGGUGGAAGGACUUGGAGCACCCCUGGGCCCUGCAGAGGACGAGGGCGAGGCGGAGAACGACGUGGACAGCCCGGGGUCUCUGCGGAGAGGCUUGCGGUCCACGUCCUAUCGCAGGGCCGUGGUCAGUGGCGUUGACUUUGACAGUCCUACCACCUCGAAGAAGAAGAACAGAAUGUCCCAGCCUGUUCUGAAAGCUGUGAUGGAAGACAAGGAGAAGUUUUCCAGCCUGGGAAGGAUAAAGAAAAAAAUGCUGAAAGGACAAGGAACAUUUGAUGGGGAAGAAAAUGCUGUCCUGUAUCAGAACUACAAAGAAAAGGCCCUUGACAUUGACUCCGAUGAAGAGUCAGAGCCCAAAGAAGAGAAAUCAGAUGAAAAAAUUGUAAUUCACCAUAAGCCGCUGAGGUCCACGUGGAGUCAGCUCUCUGCGGUGAAAAGAAAUGGAUUGUCUCAGACAGUUAGCCAGGAGGAAAGAAAGAGACAAGAGGCUAUCUUUGAAGUUAUAUCCUCUGAACAUUCAUACUUACUCAGCUUGGAGAUCUUGAUACGGAUGUUUAAAAAUUCUAAAGAACUGAGUGAUACAAUGACCAAAACAGAGAGUCACCAUCUUUUCUCCAAUAUUACAGAUGUCUGUGAGGCAAGCAAAAAAUUCUUUACAGAGUUAGAAGCAAGACAUCAGAAUAAUAUCUUCAUAGAUGACAUAAGUGACAUUGUGGAAAAACACACAGCAUCCACAUUUGACCCAUAUGUGAAAUACUGCACAAACGAAGUCUACCAACAGCGGACACUUCAAAAAUUGUUAGCCACCAACCCAUCUUUUAAGGAGGUUUUGUCCCGAAUUGAGUCCCAUGAAGACUGCAGAAAUUUACCCAUGAUCUCUUUCCUCAUUCUCCCCAUGCAGAGGGUGACGCGCCUCCCCCUGCUGAUGGACACUAUCUGUCAAAAAACGCCUAAGGACUCUCCAAAAUAUGAAACCUGCAAAAGGGCCUUAAAGGAAGUAAGCAAGUUGGUUCGACUCUGCAAUGAAGGAGCCCGGAAGAUGGAAAGGACUGAAAUGAUGUAUACGAUCAACUCCCAGCUGGAAUUUAAAAUUAAGCCUUUUCCUCUAGUCUCCUCUUCCCGAUGGUUGGUCAAAAGGGGUGAGUUGACAGCCUACGUGGAAGAUACUGUGCUUUUCUCAAAAAGAACAUCCAAACAGCAGGUCUACUUCUUCCUCUUUAACGACGUUCUCAUUAUCACCAAGAAGAAGAGUGAAGAAAGUUACAACGUCAAUGAUUAUUCUUUAAGAGAUCAACUACUGGUGGAGUCUUGUGAUGGUGAAGAGCUUAAUUCUUCUCCAGGGAAGAACAGUUCCACAAUGCUUUAUUCAAGACAGAACUCUGCCAAUCACCUCUUUACACUGACGGUCCUUAGUAACCAUGCGAAUGAGAAAGUGGAAAUGCUGCUGGGGGCUGAGACGCAGAGUGAGCGAGCCCGCUGGAUAACCGCCCUGGGACACAGCAGCGGGAAGCAGCCUCCGGACCGAACCUCACUGACCCAGGUGGAAAUCAUUAGAUCAUUUACUGCCAAGCAGCCCGAUGAACUCUCCCUGCAGGUGGCAGAUGUGGUCCUCAUUUAUCAACGUGUUGGUGAUGGCUGGUAUGAAGGGGAAAGACUGCGAGAUGGAGAAAGGGGCUGGUUUCCCAUGGAGUGUGCCAAGGAGAUAACAUGUCAAGCUACCAUUGAUAAGAAUGUGGAGAGAAUGGGACGUUUGCUGGGACUGGAGACCAAUGUGUAGCCUCUCCAAUGGUAUUUUGUUACUGCAAGAUUUGCACUACAUCAUGGUGGGCUGGUUGUUCAGGGCUGGUUUUGUUGUUCAUUUUGACACAGCCUAUUUAAUUAAAAGAAUGAAAACACUUGCCUUUAAGCUUGCCAGAUGGUCCUGUUCUCUCAGGAGAACACCUACUGGAUACAGUUAGUUCACGAAGCUCAGUUUGUGCACAGCGAUCCUUUUGCAAACCUCAGUAGGUAAACAGAAGAGCUGAGCAUUCCACUUCAGGGAGCAGGCAGCCUCAGCUAUUCCUAUAGUUUUAUCAAGUUCUGGCAUAAAAAAAAAAAACUAUGUAAGAUGCUAUAUCCUCUACCCUCACUUAACCAAGAAUGUAUACUAUCCCUGUUUAAACAUCUCCUUCAUAUGGUUCUUUCAGUAUUCACAAGGUUUUAUGUCUUUAAGGAGUGCCCACUUUUGUAGAUAUUUUUCCUGUCUCUUUAUAUUUUAGAUCUGAUUCGAAUGCUCUCUUGAUUUCAAAAGGAACUGGUAGAGUUCUGAAGCUGAGCUCAGCUUUUCUAAACCUCUUCCCAAGAAAGGGAAAUUGACACUUGAAUUUUUGCCACUGCUUUCCUCAUCUGAAGGGAAGUAAGGAGGCUUAAAGAUUUUUUUUUUUAACCAUCUCACCCAAUUUUGGUCUUAGAUAAGUAUAGCCUAAUAAACCAUAAGCUACUCUAACAACAGAGACUUUAGAUGGUUCCAAUAUGUGAGAAAAUCCUGAAUAUAGGACAGGGGUCCUACUUUUUUUUUAAAAUAUCCCCCAAUAAGCUGAUAAACUGACGUGAGGCUGCUUUGCCUUCAAUAUUAUGUAAGGUUUUUGACUGUUUCCAAAAGGAAAUUGGCUGAAACACACUUUUAACAACCUCAAGGAAGAUAAAAUUAGACCUUAAAAGGUAUCAAGAAGCCAAUCUGGUACUUCAUUGAAGCAUAACCAUAAAUUGACCUUAAUAGGAACUCAUUUGCACUAAAGGAUUUGAAGUCUCUCUUAACUGUGGGUGUCUGCAGAACUUGCUUUUUUCCACAAGUGCAAGGAGAGAGAAAAGCCAUUGUCAUGUCCAUUUCAUAAAGAAGGAAAGAGGGUUUGGAAGAUGGAGGGGGAGGAGUGAUUUUUACAGGCAGCUAUGUUCCCUCUCUACUCCAUUCUCUUCCAUAGAGGGGUAAAACCCGGCACAGGGACAUCAUUCAAGCACUCAGAUCCAUGUGUGACAUGUCCCAGCUAUCAUCUGCCAACCAGUACCCAAUCCUGAGUAAUGUUGCAGAAACCCAGUGUAGAAGGUGAGUGUGUCAGCUCACAUGCUGUGUCCUGUCAUGGCAGCAGUGAGCCCAGCGGUGGACACCUGUGGCUGUCUUGCCCCCCUGCACCAUCACACCCCCCCGCCCCCCCACCGCCCCAGUUGCUCUCCUUUGCUAGUGCACAUGUCUCUGGAUAUAAAGACGUGCCAGGUUCUGAGCUCCUUGAGGUCUGAGCCAAUCUGUCAGUGAACAGCAGUAGACACAGCAAGCGAGGUCUCGGGGUUGGUAAAACAAGAAAUCUGUCUCCUCUUUGAUGGUGUAGACUUUUUGGAGGAGAGACUAAUAUCUAUAAUCUAAUGUGAUGUUUUCAUUUAGGGCGGAAGGUAAAUGUGUUGCUUGCCAAGAGACCAUUCCUUAUUAUUUUUGCUGACACCCUAUUGAAACUGAAAAGCAACUAUAUAAAUCCUGUGAAUUUAUCAGUAGAGAUGUUGAACAGUUUUGGAAUAUGUGCAUCUUAUAAAUCAAAGCCUGUUUAGCAAGCAGGUUAAUACUGUUAUGAGAUAAAGCAUUGUUUUAUGGCAGGUAUUAUCACAUUCACAAUAUUUUAGUUCAGACAUGAAUUGUCGUUUUUACAUGAUACAGUAUUUUUUAAAAUCCAGUUCAGUGUCUGAGUAGUUUCUCUGAAUUGUACAAUGACUUCAUUCAGUGACCUGUGGAGUAUAAACAUACUCAUUUUUGUCCCAAUGAUUUGAGACUGCUUGUUCACUUUUGGCAAAAUAUGUGAAUUUAUAAAGAUUUUGUAUAUACUUGUUCUUUUGUGUGAAUGUGAUUUAAUUUACUGUAGGAUGUGUAAUAAGUACAUACUAUGCUGAAUUUUUGGCCCAAUCAGAGUUCUACUCAAAAGGUUAUCUGUAGCUAACACUGAAGGGUAGCUGAGCUUUCUUCUUUGAAUACGUGUGGGCCUCAGCUGCCCUAGAAGGUAGGAGCAUUUUUAAGAGCUGGGCCAUGCUGAUUUUUCUCAUAGUUUCCACAAAACUACGUGACUGAAUAGCUUAUAUCAAAUAGUUUAUAGUUUCUUAACAGCUUCUGACACCCUGAGUACACUUUAUCACUCAUUUUGGCCACCCAAUGUCUGAGCCUUUAUGCUCGGAACACUUCACCACCUUGUGCAUCUUGGGAGACAAAGAGCGACUCCAUAUUAUUUUCUUUUCCUGCAUAAAACUUUUACAAACUGAGUGGCUUAAAACAACACAAUCUUUUAUGAUCUCACAGUUCUGUGGUUAGAAGUCCAGGAUGGCUUGGCUGGGUUCUCUGCUUAGAUUUUCAAACAGCUGAAAAAAUCUAAGUGUUGGCUUGACUGCUUUCAGGCUCAUAUUUGUUAUUCACAGAGUUCCACUCCUUGUACUUGGAGGACUAAGGCCCUGUCCCUUGCCGGUGCUGCUGGGAAGGGAGUGGGAGAGUGCUCACAGCCCCCAGUGGCUGGAAUUCUCUGCCACGUGGCUCCUUCCAUCUUCAAGGCAGCAGUGGCAUGUUCAAUCUUUCUUACACUGGGAGUCUCUCAUUCCAUUUUAUGCUACCAACUGGAGAAGACUGCUUUUAAAGAAGGCAUGUAAUUACACUAGACUCACACAAUAAUCUCCUUUAUGAACUCACAGCCAACUGAUUUGGGACCAUAAGUGGAUCUGCAAAAUUCCUACAAUCAGACACAAUACCAAGGAAGUAGACCACAGGGAUUAUGCUAGAAUUCUGCCUAUCACACUCUCUAUAAAACCUUAAAAUGCUGGUCUUCCAGCAUUCUUGGCAGCUAAAAUACAGGAUGUGAUACAUAAAUCAAAGGCGUAUUUGUUGAAUUUCCACUUAAGGUGGUGAUGGCAGAGGACAGAGGUGGGGAGUGGCAUCUCUGAAGUAAAGGAUGCAUCCUCCCCUGUGCAGAGGGUCCAUCCUCCAUUCCAAAUCACUGCUGCAUUUCCCUGGACUCUGCAGUGUGAAUCACACAGGUCAGUUGAAGUGCCUAUCAUCAUCUGUUUUGUUGUGGGUUUGGUCCCCAAAGGGCUUAGUCUGUGGAGUGAGGAAAUGAACCUGGAGGACCCCGGGCUUCUAGAAUACUGAGGUCCUGACAAGAGGAAACAAAACCUCUCUCUAGAAGAAGCUACCAGCAUCUUAGUUCUCAAUAUUCCAAAAAAAACCAAACCAAACAAAAAGCAUUCUCAAAGUCUCAGCAACAAAACCGAGAUGCAGCAUCUAGCUACAGAAAAAACACAAAAACAGAUAAACUCAGAGGGGCUCUAGCUAGGAGCAUCAUUAGAGAGAAUAAAAUACAACUUCUGUAUUUAAGAAAAUAAAGCCAAACUUUAAAAUGCAACACAAUUAUAUAUUCUCCCAAUAAUACAGUAUCAAUAUAAACAAAAUUGGCAGAAAUAUAAUUAAGCUGUAAGGCAUGCAUGAGAUUUUAAACAUACCUUUCUCAUUUGAUAGGAAAAAAGUGUGGAAGUAGAUAAAGAUCAUUGAAAAUGCACAAGAUCUCAACAAGAGUAACAUGAUAAGCUUAUAUAGGACCUGCUGCAGCAAUUUCAGCAUAUACCUUUUUUUCAAGCACAUGUAGAAUAUUUACAUUUGACUAUUUCCUGGGUCGUAAAACAAGUUUCAACAUUAAAGUGUGAAGUCUCCAAUUACAACUUAAGUUCAAAAUCAAUAGCAAAAAUUAAGAAAUACCCAUUUAUUUGGAAACUGUGACCUAAAUGUAAGUAAGAAGCAAAACUAUAAAACUUCUAUAAUACAGGAGACAAUCUAGGUGAUCUUGAGUUUGCGAGAUAAAUACACCAAAAACAUAAUCAAUGAAGAAAAAACUAAGUUGAACCUCAUUAAGACAGGCGAAUCAGAAGAUAAUCCAGAGUAGGAGGAAAUCUUGCAAAAUACAACUGAUAAAGGGUUGACAUCCAAAAUACACAAAGAACUCAAAAUUCAAUAAAUUAGAAAACAAUGCAACUAGAAAAGAUGGGCAAAAAUCUGAAAAACUCACCAACUACAGAUGAGAAAUGAGCAUAUGAAAAGAUGCUCAAGACCACACAUCAUUAGGGAAUUGUAAAAUUAAAACAGUUACCACUUCAUACCUAUUAGGGUGGCUAACAUCCAAAACCCUGACUACACCAAAUGCUGGUUAGGAUGUGAAGGAAGAAGAAUUUGCAUUCAUUGCUGGUGGGAAUGCAAAAGCCACCAGGAGGACAGUAUUGCAGUUUCUUAGAGAACGAAACACUAUCAUUCGAUCCAACAAUCACACUUGAUAUUUACCCGAAUGAGUUGAAAAACUAUGUCCACACAUCUAUACACAAAUUUUUCUAUUAGCUUUAUUCAUAAUGGCCAAAUAUGAAGAUAACCUUCAGUAGAUGAAAGGGUAAAUAAAUACAUCCAAUGAAAUAUUAACCAGCAGUAAAAGAAAUGAACUCUCAAGCCAUGAAAAGACAUGAACUUUAAAUGCAUUAUUACUAAAUAAAAGUUGCCAAUGUGAAAAGGCUAUAUACUUUGCAUGACUCCAACUAUAUAAUAUUCUGGGAAAGGUAAAACUACAGAGCCAGUAAAAAGGUCAGUGGUUGCCAGGGAUUAAAGGGAGAGGAAAGGAGGACUACAUUCACAUAGAGAACUUUUUUCAGGACAGUGAAAGUAUUAUGAGCUCAUCCACUGUAACAAAUGUACCAAGAUGUUAAAAACAGAGGAAUCUUGGCGGGGGUACAGGGGGAUAUGGGAAUUAUGAAGAAGGAACAACAGAACAUUUGUGUAAAUAUAAUAGACUAUCCUUGAGUUUUUAAAAUGUUAGGUGGCUGAAUGACACAUUUGUUGUCUGAAACGGUCCUCGAUGAAUGUCAAGUAGUUGGGAAAACCAAAAUAUUUGGGAAAAACUAAAUGGUCUUAACAUAUACUUGAAGUGUCAAAAUGUUGAUACUUGUUGACUGUGAUAAGCUAUACCUACCUGUAUACUGUAAUCCAUAGAGCAAGCAAAAGACCCAAAAACUUUACAAAGAGACAAAGUAAAAUUGAAUACUAAAAAAGUUUUCAGGUAACUAACCCAUAAAAAGGCAGAAAAAGGGAAGCAGAGGAAUGGAAAAUAAAGGAACAAAAAAUAGCAUACAUAAAAUGCAAGUGAUUGAGAUAUAUAAAUUAAGACAGAUAUUAUUGACAGUAGAUUUUAAAAGUGACCUUACUGUAUGCCAUCAACUUUUGGCACAUUUCAAAUGUAAUUAAAUAGGUAAAUGUGAGAUGAAUGGAAAAAUGUAACAUCAAGAAACUGCCAAUCAAAAAGAAAGCUGGAAGAGCUACACUAAAUAAAGUGGACUUAAGAGCAAAGAAAAUCACCAGAACAACAACAAAAAAAACACUAUAAACAAUAAAGGGGUCAAUCUCUGAAGAAAAAACAACCUGAAAUGUGUAUGUACCAAAUAAUAGAGCUUCAAAAUACAUGAAGCAAAAACUAAUAAACUGAAAGGAAAAAAAAACCAGCCAUAUCCACCAUAUAGUGGGUAAAGGUAUAGAAUAGAACAUUAUUAUCAAAAAAUGGGAACUGACUGACAUUUAUUUAGAGAACACUCCACCCAGCAACAGAAGAUUAUACUUUCUUUUCACAAAGAUAUGUAAUAUUCACCAAGGCAGAUCACAUUCUGGGUCAUAAACCUACAAAUUUCUAAGAAGUGAAAUUAUACAAAGUAUGUUUUUCAACCACCAUAAAAAAAUCAAACUAGAAAUGAAUAACAGACAACAGGGAAAUCUCCAAACACCUGGAAAUUAAUGACACUCAAUCUGUGGAUUAAAGAGGUGAGUUUAUAAAGAAUAAAAAAUACAUUGACAUGAGAAUAUAUCAAAACAUGUAGGAUGCAGCUCAAGCAGUACUUAGAAAGGAAUUUAUGGUAUGCAACACUUGGAAAUCUAAGCUCCCACCCCAAGAAACUAGAAAUGAAGAACAGAGGCAGAGAUUCUCAUACUAAGCUAAGUAAAUCAGAAAAACAGAUACCAUACUAUAUUCAAUGUCCAGAAUGUUGAAAUCUAAAAUGAUACAAAUGAACCUAUCUGCAAAACAGAAAUAAUCACAGACUUGGACAAGAAACUUGGGGUUGCCAAGGGGGAGGGGGCUGGAGGAGAGGUGGAGUGGUAGGUUAGUGUUAGGAGAUGUAGCCUAUUAGAUAUAGGAUGGAUAAACAACAAGGUCCUAGUGUAUAGCAAAAGGAACUGUAUUCAGUAUCCUAUGAUAAAUCAUAAUGGAAAAUAUUUUUUAAAAAUGUGUGUGUAAAACUGAAUCACUUGGCUGUGAAGCAGAAAUUAAAACACUGUAAACCAAUGUUUUAAAAACAACAAAAAAGAAUAAAUCCAAAGAAGCAGAAGGGAGGACAUAAAGUGUACAGAAAACAAUGAAAGUGAUAAUAGAAAAAUCAGUGAAACAAAUAAUUCUUUGAAAAAAUGAAUACAACUGAUAUAUCUUGUAGCAAGACUGACCAAAAAGGAGAGUCAAUGUCAAGAAGGAAAGAGUCCAUGUUAGAUUCCACAGAUAUUAAAAGGAUAAGAGGAUAUUCAAGCAACUUGAUAGAAAUUUGACAACUUAAAUGGGCCAAUUCCUUGAAAACUACAAACUUAGAUAAAAUGGGCUAAUUCAUUGAAAACCACACACUCCAAAAAUGCUAGAUAAUCUUGUAACUACUAUUAAAUAAACCGAAUUUGUAACUUUAAAA
Molecule: messenger RNA, 9795 nt
Organism: Sus scrofa (pig)
Lineage: Eukaryota; Metazoa; Chordata; Mammalia; Artiodactyla; Suidae
Gene: ARHGEF26
Product: Rho guanine nucleotide exchange factor 26
Biological process (GO): activation of GTPase activity
Molecular function (GO): protein binding; guanyl-nucleotide exchange factor activity
Source: RefSeq, a predicted model, not a curated record